Oncorhynchus kisutch (coho salmon) is the source of this 2404-nucleotide messenger RNA. RefSeq names its product YJU2 splicing factor homolog B (gene yju2b). Lineage: Eukaryota; Metazoa; Chordata; Actinopteri; Salmoniformes; Salmonidae. The record is from RefSeq and is a predicted model, not a curated record. Bases 154 to 1569 code for a protein of 471 amino acids. The transcript is spliced from 11 exons. Gene Ontology annotation, biological process: mRNA splicing, via spliceosome. Gene Ontology annotation, cellular component: post-mRNA release spliceosomal complex; U2-type spliceosomal complex.
CGAUUAAAAAAAGCAGACACCAAUGUGUGACGUUUCUCACAAAACGGAAGUGACGUUUUUGUGUAUGCACUGUUGUCGAUUUUGUUCUGCUAGCUAAUGCUUUGGAAAACCGUGACAACGGCUAUCUUCUAGUGCGCUGUACAAGCUAACAACAUGGGUGAGAGGAAAGGACAAAACCAUUACUACCCUCCGGACUUCGACCCACAGAAGCAUGGCUCCCUCAAUGGUUACCAUGGAACCCAUGCUCUACGAGAGAGGGCCAGGAAACUGUCCCAGGGUAUCCUCAUCAUCCGGUUUGAGAUGCCCUAUAAUAUCUGGUGUGAUGGCUGCAAGAAUCACAUCGGCAUGGGUGUACGUUAUAACGCUGAGAAGAAGAAAGUGGGGAACUACUACACCACGCCAAUCUACAGGUUCCGGAUGAAGUGUCACCUGUGUGUGAACUACAUUGAGAUGCAGACAGACCCGGCCACCUGUGAUUACGUCAUCGUGUGCGGCGCGCAGCGGAAGGAGGAGAGAUGGGACAUGGCUGACAAUGAACAGAUCCUCACUACAGGCCUCCUUGUCUUCCCUUUAUCUCUCAUGUGCUCUCUUCUUUUCUCACCUACCCCACUUAUUUCCCUCUCUCUACCACCCGCCAAUACCCUCCCCUCCUUUCCUGUCCUGCUCCCUCUGUGUGUCUCCCCAGAGCGUAGUGAGAAGGAGAAGUUAGAGACAGACCCCAUGUAUAAGCUGGACCAUGGUGGUAAGGACAAGGAGAAACUGAGGAAGGCUCUUCCCUCUCUAUCUGAGCUACAGGAUCAUCAGGCUGGAUGGAAGGACGACUUCAUACUCAACAGCAAGCUCCGCAGGAAGUUCAGGACUGAGAAGAAAGUGAUGGCGGAGGAGGAGGAGAAAGACAACGCCGUGAGAAAGAGGACAAAUCUGUCCAUCCCUCUGCUGCCUGAGAAAGAGGAGGACAAGAAACUAGCAGCACUGCUCACCUACACAGCUCCUGACUCCUACGAUGACAGGCAGAACUACAAGCGGAAGGAGAUCUCUAGCCGCUCCUGGUUCAGUUCCCCCACUCUGCCACCAGGUAGCGCUGCAGGCAGCCUACUUCAGAAGCUGGGCCUACAGGGGAAAGGUGCUGCUGUGGCCAAAGCCCUGGGUCCCCAAGUCUCCUCCCCUAACCCACACAGUCUCAUAAGGAGGAGGACCGAGGGCUCUGGGAACAAACCAGAGGCCUACGCUACAGUCACACGCAGGAAAUCAGACCCAGGAACCAAUGAUCUGGGAAACAGUCUCUCGCCGGAGGGGAAGGAGUUACAGGUUGCACAAACACAAAGGACUGGGGGGACAGAUUUGGGAGUUGCACAGCCUGAGCAGAGACAAGAAAUGGUUGAAACUCACAUGAGAUCUCUGGAGAUGCAGAUUCUUAACACCACCACAGAAGAAGAGGACAGAGGACGAUCGAAAGGAGAGGAUUGUGGGACAGUACUGGAGGACCAUGACAGUGGUUGCUCUGGGGUGUUGAGGACGUCACUGGUUGCAGACUACAGUGACUCCUCCGACUCCGACCCCGGGGUGUAGGGUGAAGUUUCCCCUAGAUGCUGAUCUUGAGUCAGUUUUGACUUUCCUCCACUAAAUAGUUACGGUUGGGGGAGGGGAAUCUGAUCCUAGAUCUGUAGCUAUGGUAAACAUCACCCUGAAGCCAGACCUAGGAGUAUGAGGAUGGACUGUUGACUUUGUGUUAGACAAACCAGACCUUUAGCCUGGUUAAAACAGACUGAAUGCUGAGCUCAAUAUGCUUGGAAAGUAGAGAUGUCAUAGAACCCGCCGCAGUGUUUGCUAGCAAAAGAGAUUUUGCGGUGGCUAAUUAACAGUACAUUUGCGAAUUGUUUUGCCCCAUAGUUAGCCAAAAUGAUAAGCUAGCCUGCUAAAAUGGUUUAGUCACUGCGACACUAUUUUGCUAGGUACAGUAGCGCUUCUGUGUCAAUAGAAUGUAUUCAAAAUGACUAAGUUGUCUCCUGUUUGGUUUACAUUUUAUCAUUGUGAUGUGCAUCCACUUUCUAUGUGUAUUGAAACAAUGGUGAGCGCUGCAUUCAGUCUGGUGUAAACCGGCUACGAGACAGUUUGCUCUAUGGCCAAAAUGUUUGUGUGUGUGUGAGAGACUGGGACUGAAGGUACAGUAUGUGUUUGACAACGGGAUCUUUUCACCCUAAAUAACCAUGGAUGAGAGGUUGUUUUCCAGUUGUAUUGAUUUGUGUAGAAGUCGUGUAUUAUACAGUGGAGUGAUGAUACGAAUGUCAUUGAAAACAGUUGUCCUUUGAUAUGCAGUGUAUGUCCACAUUGCUCUUGGUAAUGCAUGUACAUUUCAUUUAAUCUGAUAAAUAUCCGGGCCUUUGCGGCUCUCCCUGUAUAUCAA